AUGCCUGGCUCGGCACCGCCCAAGGAGUUGGGGGAGAACAGAGAGUGGAAUGUGGAUCUGAUCCCCAAGUUCAUCAUGGCCUCGGGCGACCUCGUGAAGAUCUUGUUGAAGACGAAAGUUUCGCGAUACUUGGAGUGGAAAUCUUGCGAGGGAACCUACGUCUACCAGUACCAGGAGGCCGGCUUGUUCUCGGGUGCCAAGUACAUCCACAAGGUGCCAGCCACCGCCACAGACGGCUUAAAGUCGCCCUUGAUGGGGAUGCUCGAAAAGCCCCGCUUCAUCAACUUUGCGCAGUUCAUCAUGAACUGGGAGGAUGACAAGCCUGGAACGCAUCAGGACAUCGACCCGAGGCGGCACACCAUGGCGCAGGUGUACCAGAAGUUCGGCCUCCAGGAGUCCACCAUUGACUUCAUCGGCCACGCCGUGGCCUUGCAGCCCAACGACAGCUACCUGAACGGGCCCUGUGGACCAACAAUUCAGAAGUGCAGGCUGUACCUUCAGUCCGUGCUCCAGUACGGAGGCUCGCCUUUCAUCUACCCCAUCUACGGACUGGGCGGCUUGCCAGAGGGCUUCUCCCGCCUUGCGGCCAUCCAUAGGGGAACUUACAUGUUGAACAAGUCAGUGGAUGGCUUUGCGUACGAUGACACGGGCAAGGUGUGCGGUGUCAAGUCAGGAGACGAAGUCGCCAAGGAGUGGCCCACGGCGAAGCGGCACAAGUCGGUGCCGUGCCGCCACUACUCCCGCGGUUUUUGCCAGCUCGGUGACAACUGCAACUUCCUCCACGAGCCGUCGCUGGAGGGUGGCCGAGACUUUCUCCACGAGCCGGCGCUGGUGGGUGGCCGAGACUUCCUCCACGAGCCGUUGGUGGUGGGUCCACCGAGAGUAGUGCCGCCGCCAAAGCAAGCAGGCACGCCUGGCACGCUGCCUGCCCCGGUCCCGGUCCCGGUGGCUCCGGUGGCUCCGGUGACUCCGGUUGCUGCCGCCGAAGGAGCGGCUGCGGAGCAGGCUCCACAGCACGACCUCGGCGAGACGGCCCAGGCCCCCACCUACAAGAAGUCCAAGCUAUGUAUCCAUCACACGAAUGGCUACUGCAGCCGGGGCUCCACCUGCAACUUCGCACAUGGAGAGCAUGAGCUCGGGACGCCCCAACCCUCAGCUUCCGGUGCCGGUGCCGCCUGGCGUGCGCUGUCAUCAGGCCAACAGGGCUGGCAGUCGAAUGGCUGGCAAUCGAAUGGCUGGCAAUCGAGUAACUGGCAGUCGAACAGCUGGCAACCGAACGGCUGGCAAGCAAACGGCUGGCAGGCUGGCGGCCACAACGGUUCCGUACAAUGUCGCCACUUCGCCCGCGGCUUCUGUGCUUUGGGUGAGAAGUGCAACUUCGCACACGACGGCCCACCGCCGUCUUUCCCAGAUGGCUGGGUGGUUCGGACCAAGGAGGAAAUCCAGCUCUACAACUUCAAGACAACACUGUGUCGGGACUUUGAAAAGGUGGGUAGCUGCCCACGUGGAGACGAGUGCACCUUUGCCCAUGGUGCAGCGGAGCUCCAGCAGCCAGGAGAGGUGCAGCAGACUUUGAGCAGCCUGCAGAGCGUCCCGAAGGCACAGUUCACGACAGAGGAAAAGCAGCGGUACAACUACAAGACGAAGCUCUGCAGGGAGUUCAGUGCGAACGGGUCCUGUCCCCGUGGAGACAUCUGCAGCUUUGCCCACGGGCAGGAGGAGCUGCAGAAGCCUGGUGCGGUGCUUUAG
Molecule: messenger RNA, 1749 nt
Organism: Symbiodinium sp. CCMP2592
Lineage: Eukaryota; Dinophyceae; Suessiales; Symbiodiniaceae
Source: the annotation of a GenBank genome assembly